CUCUCUCUCUCACUCUUUCUUUUCACUUGUUCCCGGAGAGAGCAGACCGUGUGUGUGAUGGUGAUGAUGACGUCAUUACUUUCGUUCUUUUUCCCCUCCAUGUUGAGUUUAUUGUCCACAUUAACUUACAGAUACAUGUGAAUUACUGAUGCAGUGACAGGGGACUCUCUCUCUCUCUCUCUCUCUCUCUCUCUCUCUCUCUCUCUCUCUCUCUCUCUCUCUCUCUCUCUCUCUGUCUCUCUCUCUCUGUCUCUCUCUCUCUCUCUCUCUCUCUGAUGUUAAACACACAUCGGGGGUCUGCACGGCCUCUUUACACCUCGAACCACGGAAAAUUCAACUGCAUUGGUAUUGGCCGCUCCUGCAGGCUCCGCCCCCUUAUACAUGCAGCUGUGGUUCAUGGUGUUGAUGGCAGCCGUGGCUUUGAUCCUGUUUGGGAUUUCGUUGGGCGUCGGCCUGCACAGAGCUCUGUCCCGCCCACCCUAUGCCCGGGAACGACCCCCUCUCAUCCCCAUGCCCCUACAACCCCGCAGUCCCCGGGGCAUUUACCCCCCCAGCAACGCCUACCUGUUUGAUACGGUUCCUGAUGCGACCAGUUCACCGAACACCGUCACACUGAAAGCCUUCACCAUGCGCGUGGAGGAAAUGAUCGACAGUAAAGUUGUGGAAAACAGUGACGGCGCAACGGAGAGUCAGAUAGGGGUCGUUACCGUGUCAACGGUCCACAUGUCUUCUCAAGAUAUUACCCAGAACCCUUUGCGGCGCAGCGUGAGUCAGCUGAUUGACAGGAAGGUGGGGGAGGGGCAGGACGACGUGUGGGACCCCCAUUUUAGAGCUCACGACAGCGGAAUGUUUGAUGAAGAGUUUGUCGACACCAUUAAAGGUUUCAGCACCGUGAGGAAAGAGCACACCAUGUUCACCGACACCAACCUCUAACUCCUGACCUCUGACCCCCGAGUGUACAGGAGAGUGUCCAGAGACGUAGGAAUGAAGACGCAUGUCGAAGUGGAGAAAACACGGAGCAUGACGUCAGCGCACACGGACACGCCGUCUCGUCCAGUCAGAGCGCGAGAGAUGUAAACGAGGGUUCUCACAGCGUGAUGAUGUCAUUACACGGAAAGACAGACAGCAGUAUAAGUUAACAGAUAUGAUAUAAAGAUCUGUAAAUUUAAUCUAAUUAUAUAAACUCUAUUUAUCUUAAAGAGGCGCCAAAUGUGUUUGUAACAGUGUAAUAACUGUACGAUAACCGCUCACGUGUAAAAGGAAGUAUUGCUUGGCUGAUUUGGAGCAAAAAUCAGAUUUGGUUUUUGUGUGUUUAUGAAGAAAAGAAGAUAACUAUAAUUUAGCUAAGCAUUAUUAGCAUUAGUAAUGCUAGCUGAUCCCACUGAGAUUUUAUUUCAAUAAAAACAUUUUCUGCUUAAAAAACAAAACAAAGCUGAUUUAUAUUUCACUCGGUGAGAGCGAUAUCAUUUUGGCCGAACCAUUACUUUCCCAGAUAGCGAAAUUGCUGUGGCCCAGAUCCGCAUCUUUGCGGAGCACUGCAUCUUUGCCUAAAAAGGCCCACUUGUGAUUUGGGAUAUUUGAGCCAUAUUUGCUAUUUUACAUACCGGCCACUUCAGACUCGUGUCCAUUUCGUCCGGGCCAAAAGAAGGCCAGCAGCAGUGCUGUAUCACAGCCUGAAGUGGCCCACAUCCGGAUGCUAUCUGGGUUCAUUUUAACCAGGAAACUGCUAAACUUUUUCUGCUAAUUCUCGAGUUAGCGCCAGCAUUAACACCCGUUAGCUAAGUAGAUAUUAUCACUGAAGCUGUGCUGUAGCUAGAUUUCUUUUCCUUCAUAAAUAAACACAAAGCAUUUUAGCUCCUAGAAAAAUGCGUUUUAAUAAUGGUAUUUUAUGCUAACUUUACCUCAGAAGCUGCACUGCAUUGUGCUAGCUAGGCUAAUUCUACUACAGGGACUUAGCACGGACCACAAGGCUUUCAGUGACUAGCUUGCACUACAUUCGUUAGGUAAUGUUAGCCAAAGAGAUUAAAAUCCACAAUUCUGCUGGAAAUGCAAAGUUAUUUUCUUUAUAAAUAAAUAAACCAAAUCAGACAACACUUUUAGCACGUUAGCAUUUAUUGCAGAUGAAUCAUGAGGCACAAAAACAUUUGUACUGUUACAGAACAUGAGCUGGUAAUAAAACUAAAUAAAUUAAUCACUAUGAGGUAAUGCUGCUUUAAAAAUAAACUAUGUAUAAAAUGUCAGGCAGUUAAAAAAAAAGAAAAAAAGAAAUCAGCAUUUCUGUUGCUUGUUAUUUUUAAAAAAUAUAAAUAUAAAAUCUCUUGUGAAUCUGAGGAGCUGAAAAUGACCUCAGCGCUAAAAUGUUCGCGUUUCAACACCGUUUCUAACGCUCCCUCGUUCACGUCUUUAUUUUUCCUUUCACUUCUUCUCCUCGACUUAGCGUUUGGCAUAAAAUACCGGCUUUACUUGCACAAUACAGUAGUUUAACAACAUCUAAACACAGAACUGCGCUCAUUUUAACCAGCUAGCUCUGUAGCUAAGCUAUCAGUAACUUAGAUAACUCGACGUAAACAUUUGUAUUGUGGAAUUAAAACCCGUAGCCAUGUUCAUAACAUCGAUCAAACGUGAAGCAUUUCAAUAAAUUAUUGCUUUAUUAUACAAGCGAACAUGCUUAUAUGCUAACACAGGGUGCGUUAAAAACAGUUCUGAAACGAUCAGAAACGAGUAUAAAAUGGAUGCUUUGCAAAGCAUCAUGGGAUAUUUAGAUCCUCACUGAAAAACUUCCCUUUUCUCUCAAUCUCAUUAGCGCUAAAGAUAUAAAACUAAGAAAUAAAAAGUGCAUGCAGCUAACGCUGGUGUGGCGUCCUGUACUUUAUCUACAGAACUAGCUAGCUACUACAAAAACAACUGCCGGUGCAACGCUAACCAGCGAGCCGUGUUUCAUCCUGUAUUUCACGGAGCUAUUUAUUUAGCUGGUUAUUGUAGUUAAUUUCAGCCCCCUGUUUUAACACUAGCUAGCUUUUCCAGUUAAAAAAAAUACAAAACAAACUAGCUAGCUUUAGCAAAGUCAAUUUUGUGAACGAAUUACGUUGAUCACACUGAUGAUUUACGACAGUCCAUGAUGCCCACGCUACAAGACGAAAAACAUGCAAAUGAAUAAAAUCUUAGCGGAGUCAGAGACAAAACCGUUGAACAUUACAUGCUAAAAAACAACAAUCCUGUGCUUCUGAUGCUAAAUGCUAACUAGCAAAAACUAAAAUGAUGAGACACCUGGAAAUACAAGUCCAUCUUUGGUUCUCUGAAGUAAAUUUUAAAACUCAUGCGGUUCUGCAAUUAGCAAAAGUUUUCUAGACUUUAUCUAGAACGUUCUCCGUUCUAUUCUCCCGUUAUUGUUCUGUUUGCGUCCAGCAGUUUGG
This is a messenger RNA of Ictalurus punctatus (channel catfish), 3413 nucleotides long. RefSeq names its product usherin. The record is from RefSeq and is a predicted model, not a curated record. Lineage: Eukaryota; Metazoa; Chordata; Actinopteri; Siluriformes; Ictaluridae. The coding region runs from base 382 to 933 and encodes 183 amino acids. The transcript is spliced from 5 exons.